This is a messenger RNA of Cajanus cajan (pigeon pea), 1478 nucleotides long. Its product is annotated as COBRA-like protein 6. Gene Ontology annotation, biological process: cellulose microfibril organization; plant-type cell wall cellulose biosynthetic process. Gene Ontology annotation, cellular component: plasma membrane. The record is from RefSeq and is a predicted model, not a curated record. Lineage: Eukaryota; Viridiplantae; Streptophyta; Magnoliopsida; Fabales; Fabaceae.
UGAGCACGUACGCAUUCCCAUUACUACGUGAGUUUGGUGAUUUUUGAGCGUUUCAUUCUCCCUAGCUUUCUACAUCUGCAUUCCAAGUUUCAAGACAGUCCCACCAAACUCGAUUCUUUUAAAUUUGUUUGUGAAGAAUAAGGAGGAUCAAAUAUCUCGUUACAUGAACCCAUUUUUUGUCAUUCAUGGCUAACAACAUCUUCAUUUUCAUAUUCUUCUUUAUCAUCAUCUUCAUAUCUCCAUCUUCUUAUGGAUACGAUUCGUUGGAUCCUUUUGGGAACAUCACCGUCACAUGGGAUUUUUUGUCAGAUAAUGGGGAUACAUUCGACGUAAAAGUAUCAAUAUACAACUUCCAACUAUUUCGCCACAUAGAGGAGCCAGGUUGGAAAUUGGGUUGGGCAUGGAAAGGUGAUGAGGUGAUAUGGGCAAUGUUGGGAGCAGAGGCAACUGAGGAAGGAAAUUGCACAAGAUUUAGAGGACAACAGAAACCUCAUUGUUGUCAGAAAAAGCCAGUUAUUAUUGAUCUUAUGCCUGGAACCCCAUAUAACAUGCAAUCUGCAAAUUGUUGUAAAGGAGGGGUUUUAACAUCUAUGACACAAGAUGUUUCCAAACAUGGUGCAACCUUCCAAAUGAAUUACAUUAAAGCAUCAACUUCCAAUUCUAGCAUGCCAGAAAAUUUCACACUUGGAGUUUCUGGCUAUAGUUGUGGGACACCAUUUCAAGUAUCGCCAACCAAGUUUACCAAAGAUGGACAUCGAUGGCAACAAGUCUUGGAGACAUGGAAUGUGACUUGUAUUUACUCCCAGUUUCUAGCAUCACCUGCCCCAAAAUGUUGUGUCUCCUUGUCUGCAUUCUAUAAUAGUACCAUUGUUCCUUGCCCAACAUGCAGUUGUAAUUGCCAGGGGCUACCCGGAGCUGAUUGUGUGAAUUCUGACAAGACUUCAGUGUUAAAACUACCACAAACAAACCGCGGAGAAGUAGCACCACCAAUUAUCAGAUGUUCACAUCAUAUGUGCCCCAUUCGUAUUCACUGGCAUGUGAAACAAAGUUACAGAAAGCAUUGGCGGGUUAAAAUCACAAUCACAAACCUCAACUUUGUCAAAAACUAUUCCCAUUGGAAUUUGGUGGUGUUACACCCCAACUUGCAAAGCGUAACCCAAGUUUUUAGUUUCAACUACCAACUCCUACAAAAUUAUGGAAAUUUUAAUGACAUAGGAAUGUUUUGGGGGCUACCAUACUAUAAUGACAUGUUGUUGACACAUGGUGUCAAUGGGAAUGUACAAACAGAGGUGUUGUUGCAUAAAGAUGAAGGAGAGUUUAGCUUCAAAGAAGGGUGGACUUUUCCUAGAAAAAUUUCAUUCAAUGGUGAUGAAUGUGUCAUGCCAUCUCCUGACACGUACCCCAGACUCCCUAACACAGCCCCAACAACACUUCCUUUACUUUUCUUUUCAAUCUUACUACUCCCAAUAUUGUUCUAG